Bombyx mori (domestic silkworm) is the source of this 2772-nucleotide messenger RNA. RefSeq names its product 2-amino-3-ketobutyrate coenzyme A ligase, mitochondrial (gene Gcat). Gene Ontology annotation, biological process: biosynthetic process; L-threonine catabolic process. The transcript is spliced from 9 exons. Lineage: Eukaryota; Metazoa; Arthropoda; Insecta; Lepidoptera; Bombycidae. Gene Ontology annotation, cellular component: mitochondrion. Gene Ontology annotation, molecular function: pyridoxal phosphate binding; glycine C-acetyltransferase activity. The coding region runs from base 247 to 1527 and encodes 426 amino acids. The record is from RefSeq and is a predicted model, not a curated record.
CAACAGUUAUCUUUUCAAAAACCACUCGAUCAGAAAAGUAAUUUUGCACCGAGCAUUUAUUAUGGAAUUCGAAUAGUCGAAAUUAUUUAGAUCAAUGGAUCACAAUCACACAAUUAUUACCUAAGCUGCAGCGGCUACACUCUUCGUAUCAAGUUGCGUGACUGGUCCGGCCGGUGCAGCCCCGCUAGCCCGACGCCCGCGCCUCCAUUCCGCCGGCAACGGCGCGGCGCGCCCCCAUUCGUCGCCAUGGCUCUGCGCUCGCAGCUACUACGCAACGUACUGAAUGGCACUCAAGUUCGUCAUUUACACGAAGUGAAGAGGCAAGAAAGAGCUGGUGUAGCUAAGCUCCGAGAUGUGUUAGAGGACCGCUUGCAAGAAAUCAAGAGGGCUAAGACUUGGAAACAUGAGAGGGUGCUCACAUCGCCGCAAGACACUAAGGUGCGGGUCCAAGGUGCUCAAGGAGAAUUCCUGAACUUCUGUGCCAACAACUAUUUAGGCUUAUCGAAUCAUCCUGAAGUCGUUGAAGCGGCUAGAGAGGGUUUGAAGAAAUAUGGCGCCGGCUUGAGCUCAGUGAGAUUUAUCUGCGGUACUCAAAGUAUACACAAGGAGCUAGAGAACCGCCUGUCUCAGUUCCACGGCCGCGAAGACACAAUCCUUUACGGGUCUUGUUUCGACGCCAACGCAGGCCUGUUCGAGUCCAUGCUGACGCCUGAAGACGCGGUGUUCUCGGACGCUUUGAACCACGCGUCCAUAAUAGACGGGAUCAGGCUAUGCAAGGCGCAGAAAUACCGAUACCCUCACAGAGAUUUGACCGAAUUGGAGCACUUGUUAGCGCACAGCGAAGCAAGAAUCAAGCUUAUAGUAACAGACGGAGUAUUCUCUAUGGACGGGACUGUGGCUCCAAUAAAAGGUCUGAGGGAUCUGGCGGAUAAAUACAGAGCUUUAUUAGUAGUUGAUGACAGCCAUGCGACCGGCUUCUUCGGGGAAACUGGCCGAGGCACUGAAGAGUAUUGCGGUGUUAUGGGGGCGGCGGAUAUCAUCUGUUCGACCCUGGGCAAAGCAGUGAGUGGAGCGGCUGGCGGCUAUACAACCGGACCGAAAGAGCUGGUCACAUUACUUAGGAACGUGUCCAGGCCCUAUCUCUUCUCGAACGCCCCUCCACCUCCCGUGGUGGCAGCCUCUUUAAAGUCUCUAGACUUGGUAGAACGUAGCGGUGAACUCCGUCAACGUCUACGCCAGAACACGACAGCUUUCCGUGAAGGACUGAAGGCGGCCGGCCUCACUGUGGCCGGAGACGACCAUCCCAUUUGUCCGGUAAUGGUUGGAGAAGCAUCACUGGCUGUGGACUUGGCUUCAGGAAUGUUAGAGCGUGGUGUCUACGUGGUCGCCUUCAGCUACCCCGUGGUGCCGAAGGGCGCGGCGCGAGUGCGGGUGCAACUGAGCGCGGCGCACUCGUCCGGUGACGUCACCCGAGCGGUGCAAGCCUUCGCAGAGGUCGCUAAAAACGUAGGCAUCGUUAAAAAUUAAUAUUUUAAAUUUCGAAACUAAUUUCUUAACGUUUUUAGGGCCAUUAAAAAAAAACGGUGCGCGUGCAACUUGGUGCACGUGAAUGAAGUGAAACUUCUAUUUCGAUGUGUAGUACUGUGUCGGUUUCUUCAUUUUUCAUCCUUAAAUCAGAUUGCUCUUGUAAUAGCGAAUGCUGUGUAUAAGAGAUGCGACAUCUUCAACAUUUAUACUAUAUAUUUUUUUAAUUAUAGAUAGAAGAAUAUAUUUUUUAAAUAUUUCAUUAAAAUAUAGGACGCUACGCGUUACUAGCGCUCGCGCUGACCUAUAGCGUUGUCUACGCGCAUGCGUUCGAGUGCCACGCAUCUACUCUCGCUCUGUAUCUUUCUAUUUCCCCUCCCCAGGAGCGUUAAACAUUUAACGCAACCUUGUUGAAAGUCGCAUUAGAAGUUUCACUUCAAUAAAAGCUGACAGUUUUCUCGACAUAACCUAUAAAGUUGCCGUUUUAUAAUACUGGCCAUUUUAAACGUAAUUAAUGUAUCGCGAGCAAUAAAUUCUAAAUUCAAAUAUAGUGUUGUAAUUUUUUUAUCAAUAUGGAUAUAAUACGAAUAAUUAUGGAGCACAUGUACCGUAACGGUAGCAAUGCUGCAUAAAUGGCUCACAACAUUAAUGACGUGUACGUAGUGAACUACAAACGAACGCACGACUCGUUAUUGGCUUGAACGCUUUCGACACGGAAAUUUUGAUCUAAAAAUGAACUCUAUGGUCGUGUGAAAAAACCUAUGAAGAGGUCGUUGGCUCACGUAUAUCUGACUUAUUCAAGAAAGGCAUUGCAAAAACCACAACUGCGUUGUCAAAGAUGUAUCGAUAGUGAUUGCAAAUUUUAAAUUAUAAAAAAAACUUAUUAAAAAAAUUUAUUAGCUUUCUGUAUACUAAACGGCAAUUUCGUAGGAAAAUACCUAAUAUUUCUAAUGGAAACUCAUUAGUGACCAAAAAAGCUAAAUUGAAUAAAAAAAAAUUUUCAACUGAAAACACACUUAUCUAUGUAUGCGUCUAUGAAUGUGAUUCUUUACUAUUGACUUCAAAUCAACAAUAGGUUCUAUGCUGGGUAAUGUUUUUCCAGUAAUAGUUUCAUAGCCUACCCACUAACGAUAUUGCAUUUGAAUUAAUUGUAUUUUUGACAUAUUUAUUUUAUUCUAAUGUAAAUACAAUCAAAAGGUUCUCAUCCACAUAAUCAUGUGACUGAAUAAAUAUAUUUUGUUAUUAAAA